AUGAUUCACUGUUACGCUGAUGAUUCACAAGUUUACAUCUCAUUUACUCCGAACGACAGAGCUGAACAACUUUCUGCGGUGAGGAAUAUGAAAGACUGCAUCAGAGGCAUUCGUUUUUGGAUGUUGAAUAAUGAUCUUAAAUUUAAUGACGACAGGACUGAAUUCCUCAUCAUUGGUUCAUCACACGUCACAAAAAUCUGUGCCUCUUCAUUUUACUAUAUUUAUAAUAUUUGUCGGAUCAGAAAGUAUCUUUCACUGCAGUCAACUGAGAUACUUGUCCAUGUAUUCAUAACAAGUCUCCUUGACUAUUGCAAUGAUCUUUUAUAUGGCCUACCAGACUGCUUGUUGAAUAAACUGCAACGAGUACAGAACGCUUGCGCAGGACUGAUUUUUAGAGAACAGAAAUUUUGUCAUGUAACGCCUCUUAUUUAUGAAUUACAUUGGUUAUCGAUUAAAUAUAGAAUCGAGUUUGAAAUACUUAAGAUUCUUAAUUUUUUAGCGCUUACUUAUUUAUCGUCUCUCAUUUCUCUUAGGCUCCCAUCGAAAUAUAAUCUAAAGAAUUCUACUGAUAACCUUUUACUUAGUUAUUCGCGUUUUAAAUCUAAAGCUACACUAGGUGAUCGUCCUUUUACCUGUGCUGCACCGAAACUGUGGAAUACAUUACCAUUUGACAUAAGAAGCGCCAGCACAGUUGGUAUUUUUAAAGCCAAGCUAAAAACUCACCUUUUCCGUCAUGCAUUGUUAUCAUAGUUGUUUUUAUUAUUGUGAGUUUACUUUUAAUUGUAAUUUUAGCUUCUUAAAUCAUUGUAAGUUUACUCUUAAUUGUAAUUUUAGCUUUUUAGCCUUUUUAUUUCGUUUUCAAUCUUGUCAUGCGCAUUUGAACAUUUUAUGGAAUUUGCGCAUUAUAAAUGUUUUAUUAUUAUUAUUAUUAUUAUUAUUAUUAUUAUUAUUAUUAUUGUUAUAAAUUAUCCCCGUUUAAAACUGAAAAAGACUUUAUGGGCCCGUGCUUUUUCUCUGCUGCCCCUAAUUUAUGGAACAAUCUGCCCCUUCACACCCGUCUUGAGGACAAUUUUGAACGUUUUAAAUCUUUACCUAAAACGCAUCUUUUUAGACUUGUAGCUUUUGAUAUGUAGUGUUUUUAUCCUACUAUGUAUUAAUAUAUUUAGUUUUUUUAUCUUUAUUUAAUUUUUAGCCCUGUUUAUUCUUAGCCUUAAUUAUUAUGCUCAUUUUAGAUUGUAUUUUCUUUUAACAUUUACGUGUUGUCGCGCGCUUUUGAUCAUAUUUGCAUGGAAAAGGCGCGUUAUAAAUUUUUAAUUAUUAUUUCACUUUCGUAUGCCAUAACAUUUCUAAUGCCAACGUCCAUAAGGCACCUUCAUAAGAAAAGUGCGUUUGGAAAUUUUUUCCUGUCUUUAAGAACAUGGCGAAGACAAAACGAUGACUUUAAUUUAUGAGCUUGAACUACGUCCUCAUUCAAUUCUGAAGAUUUCGACAACCGAACCUUAAACACAGUCGGAGUUAUCGGCAAAGAAAAUCCAAUAAAAAUUAGUCUAAAUGGGAAUUUCAGGUGAAGUUAACCGAGAUAGAGUUAUCUGACAAAAAAUGGAAUUGACAAAUGGGGGCCAAAGAAGAUAGGUAAUGCGAAGUUCAACGCAACAGCCGAUUCUACCCGGGUGGUUUAGCAGGCUGAAUAUCAAUCUUUAGUAGUGAACGUUAAUCGAACUUCAUAACACAAAACAACGAUUUCUGGAAACCUGCAAAAGGCGCAUCUUUUUACCAGGAUUAUCAUGUUUCAGUUAAUGUUCUAAAAAACAGUAACGACCGAAAAACAAACAAAAAACAAAAAAUACACUAUUCCUUUACAUGCUCCUUAAAUAACUGUAUUAAGGUCUAACAAACACAGACCAAUCAUCUUCCUUUUCGUUAUUCCCUGGGUUAUUAAAAAAACAAGUCUCAUAACACAACUCACCAAUACCUUGAAUCUGCGGUCCAGAGCAAUGAUAAAAGGCGUCGGCGGCGACGAGUUUUCACGGUGACUUAGUCAUGUCAUGAUUUAUGGACGACGUGAAAUUUCACCCUGCUUGAAUACCAACACCAUUUUGUUUGCAGGUAUAGGUCAAGAUGAAGUGGCUGGACACAAUUUAGGUCGAAUCUGAGGUGAAAGCUGGUGAUGCGAAACGGCAAGAGCCCGUAACAUGACGCCGAUAAGUGACGAACUGACUUACCUGUACAUUAUAACGUAAGAAGAAUGAGGAUACCUAUUUGCCAAGUUAGGAUUCGUGGUGGAUUUUUGAGUUAGGUUUUAGGUGAUUUUAUGUGACGGUGCUUCGUCCAAUUUUGUUUUCGACCUAGAGUAAAACCUUUAUAAAGUGGACCUGCAUUAAGCGGUCACACUCUAUUAAAUAUAUAUAAGGGGUCACGUUCUGAAGUCCCGAACAUAUUUUUCCUCAAGGGAAGACUCUGGCCAACUAGUCAAGCCAAAAUUUCAUUCAAUCAAAAAAGGUUCCAUUAGGUCGUGGUCAUUGGUUCAGGAAAUGUGUAAGACGGAAUGUUUGGUUAAUUCUUCGAAUCUUUUCAAUGAAGAAAAACUGAGGAGGGGGUUAAAAUUAUGAAAAAUUUAGUAGACUAACACUAGCUAGUCGAUAACGAAAACCAAGUGCCUCUGAGCUCAUUAGCGGACUAACUGGUUCAUAAGUAUAUCUUUUCUACCUUAAUUUAUUUCCCUCUCGAAUCAACAUCAUUUCUCGCAAAAAAAGAACAGAAACAACAACAAUCAGAAUGCCCCUUAAUUACUGUGGAACUGACCUGAAUUAAGCGGUCACGUAUAUUAAGCGGACGCGGGUAUUUUUUCCGUAGUCAAAGCGAGCGUUACUUGUUAUUAUCUUCACCUCUAUUAAACGGACACUAUGUACCAUACCAUACGAUUGGAAUCCAGAAUCCAAGUUCCAAUGACAAUGACUGGAAUUCUUGAACCUGGAAUCCAGAAUGCAAGGUAGUCUUGGAUUUCCUUAUUACAUGAGGUGAAUUCUCCAAUGGUGACCGCUUAAUGCAGGCUUGACUGUACCGCUUAAAACAAAUGAGUUACCAAACGUGGUCUUGCAUUAAAUGGAACAAAUUCUUGCCUAAGAAAAAGAAACGGGCCAGUCGGCAGUGCCACCUGAUUCUCAAACGGACAAUUUUUUUCAAUCCUUCUCAGCUUCGAGUUUUGUGUUCGCAUACUCAUUGUUAAUCUUUGUUCGACGUUGCAUUUCCACAUGAAAAAUAUGAUGUGACUAGUCUUUAAACAACCAAAACAUCGUCCUUUCUGUACGUCGGACAAUGUUCUUCCUUGUCUCAGGAUCAGUGACAACAGCACACCUGUUUGACGGAUGAGGGCCGUUGCAAAAGGCACACCACAUGUUUGUCAGUGGUCCUUCUUGGUUUGAAAACAACGUUGAUGAAGUGGGAGAUACCCUGAUUUGACCGUGUCGAAAUCCAAAUCCGAAGUCUCGUUUUUCCUUCACCCCCAACCUUGGCGUCUGUUCUGAAACAGGUCACAGCGUACACCUUUCCCGUAUUUGUAAUUAUUCCGGAAAGGAGUUCAUCACCGUGUCUAAGUCCUAUUCGUCAUACCACGACUUAAAAUAAGACGUAACUCUUGCGGUAUUUUGGCUAUUAUGACAGGUGUGAGAAAUGUUCCGUAUGUCUCGGAUGAUACACCGAUUCCUUGUAAACUUCGGAUGGCCGUUUCAGUUUUGUCCAAAAGUAGCCGUUGUUGUUUCAUAUCACCCGAAUUAUUCAUUUUUGGCAGCUGCACCAACAUUUCAAGGUGUUUUGAAAUAAUUACUUGUUUGCUUCCAAACCGCUUCAGGAGAAGAUCGGCCGCAUGGUUGUAAGCGACCGUCAUUUAUUAGAGGGGGUGGGCUGUUGCAAAUGGGGUGGGGGUCAUACCUUUUUGUGCACCUGAGAAUAGGGGGCUGCAUAAAAUUGUUCAACCAUUUCUGAGGGGCCAUGUAUUUUUGUGCAUUCCAAUUUCCGUUCCACAAAAAAGAAACAACACUGAAGGAAUCAACAACAGGUCAAAUAUUACUUAUCAUCAAAAUGAUGGCAUAACAAACGAACAUAACAUGGUGUAUAGCUGUCUUCUCACAUUGGAAAAAAAGUUCAUGUAUUACUCGUUAUUACUCAAUAUCACUGUCCUCUGAUUCAGUGUUUGAAGAGCUGAUAGAGGGCAAGUACUCUUUCAUCAGUGUACAACCUUGAUCACUUAUAAGCCCUCUUUCAAUCAUUUGCUUUAGCCAGUAAACUUGUGUCCCUAUUAAGGAUAUUAGAGCAGCCUGACAUUGACUUCCUUAACUAGAAUAUCACCAUCAGACAGUAGUUUGGAGAUUAAACCGAUAGUCUCUUCUUCUCGUCCAGCUUUUCUCCUCUAGCUGUGCCUUUCUCUUAUUUUCUUUUUUUGAACGCAUUUUUGAUUUAAACUUCAGAAUGUGUACACGAAAGAUAUCCUUACAUUUGUUCUCUGCAUCCUGUAGAUGUUGAAUGUUUUGGAUAAUUUUUUUCCUGAGCAUUAUCAGCACAGUGAUCCUUUCCUCGUCAAAAUCUUUUUGGCUCCCCUUCCCAUCUUCAAGUUUGUCAGACUUAGAAUAGAGGCUAUUCAGGUGAUCUUUGAUAUCUUGCUCUUCCUUCUCAACUUCCUCUUGUACUUUAACUAGCUUUUGUAUAUUUCCUCUUAUAAUCAAUUGGUCUGAUGGUAUGUGAACAUAUUACUCGUUAAAAAACUUUCCCGCAGCGCCAGGAUUUCUGUUGCUCAAUAUGGCGUCAACAGUUGCGGAAAUCUUUGAAACAUGUUGAUGGCUUUCAUGUUGGCGUCUUCCUUCGCAGUGAAAUAGCUUCACGAAUUCACAAGCAUCUUUGCACUUGCUAUAACAUGCCUUGUAGAAUUUGGGCAGCACUUCAUUCAUGAGCUUUGCUCUGUCUGUUUUUGGGUUUGGUAUCCAGCCAUAUUUAGUUUGCUCCCAAGGACGCGCGUUUUUAUUACUUGGCCUUUGAAAUUCAAUACCCCCAAAACUCUUUAUUUAAAUCACAUUCCUAUGCUUUUUCUGUUAAAUAUUCCUUUCUCUUUCUUAAAAGAACGUUUCACCUCAACCUUGGACAUACCUGAGAGGUAGAUAUUAAUGAAUGUAACUUGAACUUCAUGAUACCACGUAUGGCCACCACGUAUCCUUAUACCUUCAAAGUCACUUGCAGGUCACUUUCAUCAACCUCUUGAAGGCUGCAAAGGCCCUCUUGGCAAUGCUGUAAAUCGGCAAAUUCUAGAAUCCUUGCAACGAGUGUUCAUUAGCCUGUGUUUCAUCUGCCAUUUUGGAUUUACACAAGAAUCCCAGGAGUACAGGGAACAAAAGUUCCAGUCCUUCAGUGGUUCAAAGCAUGGAAUUAUAAAACAAGGCGGAUAUCGAGAUCAACGACAACAAGUCGGAGAAGGAUGA
Molecule: messenger RNA, 5465 nt
Organism: Porites evermanni
Lineage: Eukaryota; Metazoa; Cnidaria; Anthozoa; Scleractinia; Poritidae
Source: the annotation of a GenBank genome assembly